This is a messenger RNA of Phacochoerus africanus (Common warthog), 1815 nucleotides long. RefSeq names its product chromosome 8 C1orf94 homolog (gene C8H1orf94). The coding region runs from base 1 to 1815 and encodes 604 amino acids. Lineage: Eukaryota; Metazoa; Chordata; Mammalia; Artiodactyla; Suidae. The transcript has 7 exons. The record is from RefSeq and is a predicted model, not a curated record.
AUGAGGGGUGGUGGUGGAUGGUCGCCCUGUUUUCGAGCUCUGGGUGGACAAAGGGGCUUCCAGAAAGAGAGGAAGAGGAUGGCCAGUGGGAAUGGGCUGGCUUUGUCCUCGGCCCUGGUGGCCAAGCGCCCUUCCGCCCUGGGCCCAUUCCCCAGAUACAUCUGGAUCCACCAGGACACACCCCAAGACAGCUUAGACAAGACUUGCCAUGAAAUCUGGAAGAGAGUUCAGGGCCUUCCCGAGGCCUUGCAGCCCAGGACCUCAAAGGAGCAGCUCUCUGCCCCCGUGGCUGGCACUCCAAGAGACAACGGGCCCAGCUUCCAAGAAGAGGCUCUGGAGCUCACCAGUGGCAAAGAUGAGAUCUCCUUGUUGGUGGAGCAGGAGUUCUUGAACCUCACCCAAGAGCACCUCAUCCUAAUCGCAGAGAGCUCGGGAGAGCUAGAGGCACCCGGCAGCCCUCCCGGGGGACCCCGACCCCCGGCUCCCUGCCUUCUGGUGCCUUCUCUGGUGGCAGGCAGCAGUGAGUGCCCAGGGGCCUCCAUCAUCACCGGUGACCAGCUUCUGGAGCCGAAGGUGGCCGUGUCUGUUGUCGGCAGCCGGCAGGACUGCGAUUCUGCCCUAUCUACAGUCACGGGCAUCCUCCGUGCUGCCAAGGUCAAGGGUGCCAAGAGAAUGGAGGAUCGGGGCCAUGGCCUGGGGGCCUCCAAUUUGGAGAUCAGCAAGCUCCUGGCCCAGUUCCCACUAAAGUCCCCUGAGACGUCCAAGGCCCCCGACAGCAAGGUGGUGUUGGAGGAAACCAGAGUCAUCAAAGACUUCCUGCAGAACAGCAUGUUCUCUGGCCCUGGACCCAAGGAGCCUGCAGGGCUGGGCCCGUUCCUGCUGCUGCCGCCUCCCCCUCCUCCCAGGCCUCCCGACAAGCUCGACAAGCUCCUCGAACUCCCAGCUCCGAAGAAGCAGCUCCCGGUGUUUGCCAAGAUCUGCUCCAAGCCCGAGGCUGACCCCGCCACGGGGGGGCACCACUUGAUGGAACGGAACCCUGGCAUCAAGGAGCUGACCAAGGGUCGAGAGAGCCUCUUUCUCAGUCAGUGGCCCCAGAGCCAGAAGGACAUCUGUGGUGAUGAGGGUUGCACUGACCCUGGGGGCUCCAUGUCCAUGGCUCUGCCGGCCAAGAAGCCUGCCUGGCCAGCCGAGAAGAACCUGCUCUAUGAGUUCCUCGGGGCCGCCAAGAACUCAAGCGGGCAGCUGAAGCUUCGCAGCAGAGUGGAGGUGGACGGGCUAGAGCUGAAAUUUAACCCACCAGCGAUGGGGGCCGACAAGAACAACCUCAAGUACACAGGGAAUGUCUUCACUCCACGCUUUACCACCACCUUGACCUCAGCCACCCUGAACCAGCCACUCUGGCUCAACCUGAACUAUCCACCUCCGCCUGUGUUCAGCAACCCCUCCACCUUCCCGCAGUACCAGGGCCUGUAUCCACAGCGAGCAGCCAGGAUGCCCUAUCAGCAGACCCUACCCCCCCAGCUGGGGUGUUACUCCCGACAGGUGGCGCCAUACAACCCACCACAGAUGGGACAGCAGAUUUUCCGCUCUUCCUACACUCCCCUGCUGAGUUACAUCCCCUUCGUCCAGCCCAACUAUCCGUACCCUCAGAGGACACCUCAGAAGCUGGCCAGCAGUGCCCGAGACCCUUCCCCCAUGGCAGGAGAUGGGCCGCAGUACCUGUUCCCCCAGGCAUACGGGUUCGGCGCGACGUCUGGUGGGCCCCUGAUGAACGGCCACUAUUUUUCCUCCAGUGGGAAUGGCAUAAAUUUUUAG